UUAUGUAGGGCUGGCCGAUUGAUUUCCGGUUAGCAGCUAACCUGCUAACCGGAUGGUUUAACUGAUAACCGACGGUUAGGGUGCUCGGUCGGUGUUCGGUGAAGAGAUUGGUUACUUCGGCUAGCUCAAUAAGGCGGUUAACCGUCUAACCGAGGUAACCUAAACCCCAACCUCCACCCUCCGUCGACGCUAAGAGCCGCCGCCACCACACCUAGCACGGGAACACGCAUAUGUUCCCCAAGAGGUCCGGAUCCACCGAUAAAUCGACGUCCUUUGUAGCUGAACAUGGAUCCCCGAAGCUGUCCUAUACGGGAAGGGUGCGAUCGAAGCGAGAUCGGAGCCGCAAGCUCCAUAGCCGGCAACGAUCUAAGGGAUCCGAGGAGCUGGAGUAAAAGAAGGCAAAAUCGGAGAGGCGGCUGGCAGAAUCAGGAUUCAUCGCGGGCUUUCGUGCAAUUUUCAAGCCUUGUUCGAAGUCAAAGAAUCAAUCCAAGAUCAAGACCGUCACGUCGGCAUUGCACAAAGACUCGUCGUCAUCCUCGAGAAAAAGUGAUGCCAUGGCGAGAGCGAACGAUAUCAGAAAUCGCCUGCUGUCUAGCGUUAGAGAUGUCGCACGAAGAAAGAAAGGAAGUGACGUUGAAGGCGACUAGCGGCGGCGGCUCUUGGCGUCGACGAAGCAUGAGUUCUGCGGCUUCGGCAAGCUGAUCAUCGAAUUGAGAUUCGAGAACCUCUACUCACCUUUUGUAUUCAUCUUAUGAUUCUGAGUCAUUUUAGUCUGACUCGCUAUGACACAACACCAAACUGCGACCAAAUAUAAUCGCAGAAUGGAAAUGCAGAAUAGUGGUUUAGUUAAAAUUAUCGACCCGGGCUCUAGUCUGCUGCCUACUCCGUGAAUAGGAAUGGCAACAAAACCCGAGCCCACGAGUACCCACCCGACCCAACCCGGUCAACGCGGGUAAAAUCCGUGUUGACGCGUUUUGGGCCGGGUUUGGGAUUAAAUCCGUUCACUAUUUACCAGGUUGGGUUGGGUUUGGGUUUAGGUAAACCCGACCCAUGGGUACCCGCCCACACCCACAUAAUUAAUUUUCUCGACAUAUUUAAUAUUCUAAACAACUAAUCUUAUUUAUGUUUGUGGAGACAUGUCUAAUUUUUUCUUUCUAGUUGUGUAGAAUGAAGUUGAUGUUAUCGAGUGAAGAGUGAAAAACUUAAUUGAAAGGAAGAAGUUUUCAAUUAAUCAUGUUAUUUAUGGAUAAUUUGUGAUUUGCUUCAAUUUUCUUGAGUUUUCUAGAUUGGUGUUGAACAAUUGUAUAGUUAAUUUGUGAUUUUCUUGAAUUUUUUUAGAAUGGUGUUUUAUAUAUGGAUAAUUUGUAUUGAGAGAUUGAUAGGAACUUGUUAUUGUGAAUUUUUUACGACAAAAACCCGUGGGUACCCAUGAACCCGCGGAUAUCCAGCGCGUUGGGUUGAGUUUGAGUUUUUCAAACCUAGUGGGUUUUACCCCGGGUUUUUUUCACGGAUAAACCCAUGGGUUUGGGUUUGGCAAAACCCGACCCAUUGCCAUCCCUAUCCGUGAACUUCUAUUAUCUAGCGGGACAAAGUGAGUGAUGUAAGUUCAAAUCAAGAGAAAUGAAAAGCAAGUAAUGUUCUGGAUCUUUUCAGGUGCUAAAGGUCAUCCAGGUGUGGUUCCCCCUAGUGAGCAGCUAAUUCAGGUUAUACGUUCCCAAUUUACUCGGAUUGAUAGAUAAUUCACGGAAAUUUCUUUGCUGAUCUGGACUCUCGACGAAAGUUAUCCAGACCCUCUCGGCUCGAAUACCCGGCGGGCGACUAACCUCCACCGACAUACACUAACCAAGGUUAAUCACACGAAACUUCCUCUAUUGGCUUUUGUUCCACUACGGAGCUGAGAAUCGACUUCUCAACUAAAGCAGUCGAUUCACCACUUUCAAUUCAAGAUUGCUCUUUUAGCCUAUGCAGAGACUAUUGUUCUAGGUUAAAGCAGGAAUUACACAUGUUUGAUCAGGACUCAUGCAAUUCUGAUUAAUUCCUCAACUGAAUUUAUCAAAUCAAUCAUUCACAAAUGGGGUUCAUACAAUCAUUCCUAACAUACAUAGCUAGGGUGAUUCAUACCCAGAUGAAAUGGAAAAUUACUCCAUGAAGAGAUGAGAGAACGUCAUGCUCGGAGAAGACAUCAUCAAAAUGACAAUGGGAAUCUGCUCCUGGCGACAAGUCGGUACUUCGAGGUUGGGAAAUCGAGCUCCAAAGGCUUCAGAUCGCUCCAAUCCUUGCCCGAGGGUUCUUUUCUUCACUCUCUCUAGGGUUCUUUUUUUGCCUUUAGAACUCAGAAAAUCCGGAUCUUAUGCCUUUGGCCCGAGUAGCCCUUUUAUAAGUUGAUAAUCCGCGUGUUACGGCCUAAGUUAUAUUCGUAACUUGGCUUGCCCGCCCGUAACUCUCUAGAAAACGGCAUCGUUCCUACUCUCCGUAAACCAAGAGUUACGGCUUCUUUGGGGGAGUUACGACCUCAACCGUAACUUGAGAGAGGAGGCCGUAACUCCAAAAAUGCCUUUGGAACUGGUGUCGUCGCUACCCAGGAGUUACGGUUACAAACCGUAACUUUGAAGGUCUGGCCGUAACUCCAAAGAGCUCUCUGGAACCCUGGCGCUUUUACUCUGAGAAGGUACGAGCCCUUGGGACAAGUUGGUUGCGACUGUAACUCCCAAGACUUGCCUGUAACUCCUCCCAGCUUUCUGCAUGUUCUCUCCAAAUCGUCCCGAAACUCGCUCUUUCGCCCCCCGUUCACAUACUAGGACCUGAAACAUCAUAAACCAACACAACCUAGCGUAAAACGGGCCACGAUAACGAGGAUACAAGCUCAAACUAUCAAGAAAUAGUGGGGAAAACAUGUUCGAAUAUAGCAUUAUCAUAGUCCUAUUCGCUGCAGCUCCAAGAUGUAGCCAUACCUCUUUUGUGACCAUGUUUUAUGUUCAGGCAAUUUGCCUUAAUUAAAGUGCCCUAGCCUGCCACAUAUGAAACUAGAGGUGGGCAAGGAAAAAUGUGUAUUUGGGUAUACUCAUACCCGUUCCAUUUUUUAGGAUUACAGUUACCCAAAUAUCUAUAAUUUUUUUAUGGGACGGGACUUAGGAUGAAUAGUUAUACAAUGGGUACCCGCGGGUUACACGUUUGGGUAUUACCGGUACCCGUACUACCCACCCAAAAUCUCCAAGAUAAUUAGAUGUCUGGAAAUUGAAUGAUGUCUUAAUUAUCUAGGCCAUGGUAAAUGUUAAUAUGAUUCAUAAAUAAUUAAACUUGUCAGUUAUGCAUACUACAUCUGUUGAAAACUUUCUAAAGCAGGCACAUCAUUUUGUAGGUGCAUAUCAUCUACUUUCCUAGACUCCUUGAUCCUCUUAUCCCUCCUUUAGCGCGAUUGGGUCCAGUGGCGUAGCCAGGAUUCAGUUUAAGGUGGGUCCACCUCGAAAAAAAUAAAUAUAAUAAAAUAGUUUUUUUAAUAUAAUCUUACGUUCAAAUUUUUUAUAAAUUAAAAUGCAUUAGCAAUCGAAAAUAUCAAGAAUAUCACUCUGCAUAUAUACAAAACAAUCAUUGAUUUAGUUAGUCGUAGUGUUUCAAAUGGUGUUCUUUGUUAAGAACCGUUAGUGUCAAUACCUCGAGUUGUUGAUAGAGGUUUAAUAAUAAAUCUUAUACCAACCAAUAAUUCAUGAUUUACCUGGUCGUUCGCUUUCGAAUGAUCUUAAAAAAAAUAUUUAGUAUCAAUAAAUCGAGUUGUUGGAAUAUUUCAAGAAUAUAUUAUACCAUUUACUACCAUGCUCCCUUAUAAGAAAGUCGACUUAUACGAAAUUGAUGUUUGCACAAAUCUGUAUAUCGUAUGCUUAAGAAAUGAGGUCGCCAAGAUUCAAACACAAAACUUUUCGACCAACUAUUCUCAACUAAACGCGACCUAGUUUUCGAUAUCAAUUAACUAUCGUACCUAAUUUAACCAUUUUGCCCCGAACCAGGGUGGGUCCCGGGACCCACCCUGUUACCCUCUCCCUCCGCCACUGAUUGGGUCCAAACGUAGAUGCAUGAGCUAGGCGGAUGGAGUGAUCUUAACUUCAUGUAAUUAUGUAAAUGGAGUCCAUCAUUCUCUUGUAGGGAGUUCAUAGACCUUAUACAAUUUGAAUAAAAACUUAAAUUGUGA
Molecule: messenger RNA, 4183 nt
Organism: Linum trigynum
Lineage: Eukaryota; Viridiplantae; Streptophyta; Magnoliopsida; Malpighiales; Linaceae
Source: the annotation of a GenBank genome assembly